UACGAGAGACGCUCCAACUCCCACAUACGCACCCACUGCAUACAUUCACCCACGCAUUCCACGCCCACACCCACACCCACACCCCCCCUUUCUCUCUCUCUCCCUCUCGCCCUGCCCGCCUCUGUCUCUGCACGCCCAGAGCGCGUUCCUGCUUGGGCAACCAUGCCCGCAUCCGCUGUGCAUUAACCGCUGGCUCGGCCUGAGACACGCACCCAGCUGCUCCAUUCUCCACCAUGAACCCCCAGGGCGAGCCCGCCGCCGGUGCAGCAGAGGCGCGCGCAGAACCGCUGUCAGGAACAGGCGAGCUGUUGUCGUUGCAGUCGCAGUCGCAGUUGCAGUCGCAGUCGCAGUCGCAUCACCGCCGGCAGUCAUCGUCGGUGGGAGCGGUCAAGCGGUCAGCCUCACUCAAGGACGCCGCCAACCCUCACCCGCACACCUCGCCCAAACCCCACAGCCGGGCCACACCGCCCCCUUCGGCUUCUUCCAGGCGACGGUCGAGCGCAGCCAACGGCGCAGUAGAGGCAAUUGGCCUGUUGGCCGACCAUGAGGGGAAGUCGCACCAUCAGCCCUACCACCACCACAGCCAACUCCAUCACCACCAGCCAAGCUACUCGCGCAAGCUAAGCAUCACCUCUACCACCGGCGCCGCCAAUGGCGCCCUACCACACCCACACGACUCCUCUCGUAUCCAUUCCUCGCCGCCCGCCCGCUCAAACAAACUGCACAACUCCAACGCCCGUUCGCCCACCUCCAGCCCCCGCCGCUCCCGCCCUCGCUCCCCGGUCCACGACCCCCCGCCCACAGGCACUGCACCCCCCAGGCUGCCCAAACUGCCCCCCAUCCUGCUGCCCUCGACCGUCUACGACCCAAACACGCCCACAUCCAGCUCCGCCGCAAACUCGCCCUCUGCAGCCAGCCUCUUUGCCCCCAACCUGCAAUCCGUGAAUGCCCCGCGAGACUACUUCAACUCCAAACCCACUCCACCCCAGCCCCCUGCCCAGCGCCCCCCCUCUCGCACCAGAGUCGACAAGGUGCUGGUCAAAUCCCCCCUCGCCUCGCCCGCCAUUCUCAACGAGGCUGACCCAAGGCACGACUCUGCGUCGGGCCCAGGUCGGCCGUCGACAGCACGGCGGCCCUCAGUCGCUGCUGCUGCAGUCGUCGUCGCCGCCGCCACCACCACCACCACCGCUACCGCCACCCCUUUGGGCCACAGGCACGCAGCAUCACGCCAACACGCGGCGAGCCAGAGCAAAGACCAUUCCCGAACCGCAAGCCGAACUCACGCCACAAGUCCAAGCCGGGAUCACAAUCGCAGUGAAAGCAACACCAGCGCAAAAUUGGACGACCAUUACCAAGGCACCCCACCCCGCACCCGCGAGCGGAGGGAAAAGGACAAAAAGACCAUGUUGUCGCGGGCGCUGCAAAAGGCAAACACGGCCGUCCUGCUCGACAAUGCUCAGAACUUCGAGGGCGCCAUGGAGGCGUACGAGGACGCGUGCAAGCUCCUGCAGCAGGUCAUGGUCCGCAGCUCCCAGGAGGAGGACAGGCGCAAGUUGGACGCCAUUCGUGUAACAUAUACCAACCGGAUAGAAGAGCUCCGUCGACUUGACCCUGCCUACACCCAUGGCAGCGGCAAGUCACUGCCCGCUCGCCCUAUGAGUGGGGAAUCGCUGGACGAACACCGCUCAAUGCUCUUGCUAGAGGACGAUGACGAAGAGCCUGCAGUAAUCCAAACUGCCUCUGUUUCUCGAAUCGUAAACGACGCCUCGGUAUACGAAAACUCCUUCGCCGGCGAACCAGAACAACUCCCUUCACACCAACUGCCCCUGCGCAGUGACUACCAAGGUCCCCGUGAGUCGGUCAUCUCAACUGCCAUCCGCGAUAUGCAAAAAGGCAUGCAAAACUCGCAAUUCAGUUUACAACCACCACCACCACCAGCCAGACUUGGGCCUUCGGCUACUUCUGGUCGCUCUUCGGUUGCCGAAUCAGCAAUGGAUCGCACAUAUAUGCCCCCGCCCCUAUCGCCAAGGAGAUCAAAAUCACCCCUAUUCGACAGCCAGAGUGAAUCCAGACCCGACGAGCCCGGCCGGUUGUUGCAACCGCAGCAGACACUAGGGACCAACCACCAGCGAGUCCACAGCAACGAGUCUACAUCAUGGCUUGACACCAUAGACGAAUCCGGAGGUUCCUCGUGCUCCUCUUCGGUGCACUCCAUGUCCCCGGGAGGGCCACGCCGAAAACACUUACGGAAUCCAAGUGGAGAGACAGAAGCAGAGUUUGAUGCGGCGCUCGAUGCUGCCGUUGAAGCUGCGUACGACGACGGUUACGAACCUUAUGAUGACGACAUGUCCACGCCAGCCGAUCUAAUAUCGGCCAAGAUGCGAAACGUGGAAAUGGCCAAGGAGCGCGUACGGGAAGCAGAACGCGAAGAGGCUAUUGCAGCCGCCAAAUACCGUUACAAAGAAAACCAAAUCCGCAAUGAGGCACUGCCACACGUGCGCGAGACUGCCGAAAUCACCCUCAACGACGAGGCGGAAGAGGAGGAAAGGCUACUCGAUGAGAUGACCAGAGAGUAUAUGCUGGAUGGUUUCGAUUUCGACUUGCAAACAAAAUCAGCGCUGCCACGGCAGUCAGACUCGAGCAACUUUUCUGGAAGCACGUACAACAGUUCAGUGUCUUCGCACAGGACGACAGGUGGAACGUCGCUCUCAACCGUCACCGAAGUGGUCCACCCGCCAUCCAAACCACCGCCCGCACAUUCUCCUCCUACGGCCCCCGCUCCAUCUGGUGCUCUACCUGCACUGCCCCCAGUUCUCGAGUCACAAGCAUCCAAUACGAUGGAUGCAGCAGAGGUUACGCCCCGACCCAAUACCGCAACCAAGGACGCCGCUUCUGUGCGAAGCCGCAGAUUGUCAGGGCAAAACGCUAAGUCGCUCAAGAUCGAGACAUCUGUGCUCAAUAUUCCGCCUGCACCGCAUACGGAGAAACCGCCUGUACCAGCAAAGGACGUGCCCAUUGAUCUUCCUGCACAACCAAAGUCUGCUGCUGCUGCAUCGUUUAGCACUAGCAAACCUUCCCUGGAUUCGACAUUCAAAUUGCCUGCACUGCCGCAAAUCGCUCAACAGACCAGUCUUGCCGCUCCUUCACCACAGCCCGCAUUGUAUAGUCCUUCUGAAAAUGGUCCUAGUCCGUCGCCAAUGAUAUACGGUGUCUCAAGCGAACCUAGUCUUGCGCCAGGUUCCCCCAAAACCGGAAAAACCCCAGCCUUGGGUAUUAGAAAAAACAAAUCUUCGCUUAGCUUGAAGCAGCGGAAUUUGUCCAUGUCUAGCCCAGAUGGCUCAGACGUAUCCAUUGGAACGCCGCUCAGCACAACCUUCUCCGUCACCGGACGGAAGCCUAGCAACGCUGGACUGCCUAUCCCAACCCCUAGCCUUCCCACGUUUAACAUUGAUGGCCUACCGAGCGGCGGAAUGCAUCUAUUCGAGAGUGAUAUCCACUCGCCCUUUUCUCCUGGCUCGCCCAGUCCAGCAAUUACAAAUGCACCUAUUCCACUGGAGCCAUGUCCGGAUUCGUACCUGCUGAGGCCAUUUUGGUUAAUGCGAUGCUUCUAUCAGACUAUCGUGCACCCCCGUGGCGGUUACCUAUCAACCAAGCUUUUCAUUCCUCGCGAUGUCUGGCGCGUCAAGGGUGUCAAACUGAAGAACGUUGAAGACAAGAUUGCCAACUGCGACAUGCUCACAGCGACCCUGCAGAAGCUAGCUGCUGUCGACACAAACGAUGCGGACGCCGUGCUAGAAGAGAUGCAGUCUCUAGAACUAGUGCUUGACCAGAUACAGGCUCAACUAGCCAAGAAGCUGGGUAACGAAGUUGGUAUCCAAUCUGUAUCAAUCCUCUUCAAAGAUGCAACUACCGUUGGCGAAGGCGCAGCAUCUGCAGACGGCUUUUCCAAGGGCCCAACAACUAGCCAGGACUUUGUACCCAAGGGUGCUGUUGCCCAGGGCAAGUCGUACCUGGCGUCAUGGCGCAAACUGCGAUCCAAGAACUCUGGUGUCAAUCUUGCCAACAUGGCUACCGGUGCCACGAAGAGUACAGAGGUGCCCAAGGAUACGCUUGUCAUGGCUACCCUUCCCAUGACGAGUUUGACAAGCAUACGUUUUGCAAAGCGCGACAUUUCGGGCAUAAACUUCGAGGGCCCCAAUGCAGGAUACAUGGGAUCUUUGGCGCGCUUGUUUGAUGCAGUCCAGAUACUGGAUCAAAUCGCGCGUCAAGUCGAAGACCCAGGUCUGAAGCACUCUUCACCUACCCACGUUGGACUCGAACUGUCAACUCGCCAUGCUGCAGAGUUCUUUGGCUUCUACAUUUGUCGUUUUGUCCUUUCCGACGUGACACUUAUGCUAGACAAGUUUAUCAAGAGAGGGAGUGAAUGGGUUUUGGUUUAGGAGAUGUGUGUGUGAAAGAGAGAGAGAGAGAGAGAGAGAGAGAGAAAGAAAAGAGGUUUGCAAGAAGAGGACACACUUACCUCCUUGUCUCC
Messenger RNA from Bipolaris sorokiniana ND90Pr, 4531 nucleotides. RefSeq lists its product as uncharacterized. The coding region runs from base 234 to 4439 and encodes 1401 amino acids. The transcript has 2 exons. The record is from RefSeq and is a predicted model, not a curated record. NCBI's taxonomy places the organism in Eukaryota, Fungi, Ascomycota, Dothideomycetes, Pleosporales, Pleosporaceae.